This is a messenger RNA of Ochlerotatus camptorhynchus, 6273 nucleotides long. RefSeq lists its product as uncharacterized. The coding region runs from base 1 to 6273 and encodes 2090 amino acids. Gene Ontology annotation, biological process: DNA integration. The transcript has a single exon. The record is from RefSeq and is a predicted model, not a curated record. NCBI's taxonomy places the organism in Eukaryota, Metazoa, Arthropoda, Insecta, Diptera, Culicidae. Gene Ontology annotation, molecular function: nucleic acid binding.
AUGUCGAAGCGGAGUGAAUCGGAAGCGACUAGUACCAGUUCCGAUGCGGCAAUGCCGGAAACCUGCAAGGCGUGCAACGGAACGGAUGACUCCCGAAUGGUCCAGUGCGACAAGUGUGACGACUGGUACCACUUCGACUGUGUGGGGGUGAAUCAGGACGUCGAGAAUCAAGAUUGGCUCUGCUCGGUCUGCCAAGAGAAGCAGCAAGCCAAGAACAAGGAAUCGACGGAACCUAUUCCUCCUCCGGUGCCACCCGUAAGUACAUGCGUCACCUGCCCGGUGAGUACUACCAGCAUGAUUCCGUUGAACUCCUCAUCCGAUGUAAUGACGAGCACAUCCGUCACAUCAUCCGUGAUUUUUCCGCCAAAUACACUAUGUCCUCCAUUCAUGCAAAAUGUGCCAAUGCCAUUCCACUCACUAAUGCCACCCCACUCGCUCAUGCCACCCCAGUCGUAUAUGUCGCCUUAUUAUUUGAUGCCACCCAAUCAGUCAAUGCAAAUUAAUUGCCCUAUGUCAAUGCCACCAAUAUCGUCGUAUCGUCUGUCAAGUUCGUACGCUUCGUUUUCGGGAGUGAACAACGGGUCAUGUUAUACAGUGCCAUCAAGUUUCGCUCAGCCUAUUCCGUCAGUGCCCAGCACCGUGCCACCAACGCCCAGUCAUGUUGUACCAACGACCGUCCCAAGGGAAAGACUUCGAAAACAGCUACCGGAGCCACUGCAUCCAGAGAAUCCUCUGAAAACCAAGCAACAAGUUUUGGAGGAUAACACGAGCCAGUAUUCCGAAGCAAGUUCCAGAAGGUCCACCAAGCAGAGACAGUUGAAGUUGGAGUUGCAAAUUCUGGACGAAGAUAGGAAAGUACAGGAAGCAGAAGAAGCACACCGACGCGAAUACAUGCGCAAACGACACGAGCUGUUGAAGGAGAUGAUCAACGAGAAUGGUUCGAUGACCGAUGGGGAGAAAGAGCGAUCGGACAAUAGGAUAGCUGAGUGGCUUAAUGGAUCUUCUGACGCAGAUAUCUGUUCACAGAAGUCACACGAUAUCAGCAGAUUUGGCGAUCCAGAACCGAUCCCAGCAAGAAUUCGCCCUAACCAAGGUCCCAAUCCACUACCAGUAGAUCACCCAAGCGUGACUACAGGAAGCAGACAUCCACGUUUUGACCAGCAGCCAGGCAAUUUCAUUCCGAUUCUACGUUCUACUCCAAGACAGAUGCCAUCGGACGAUGACAACAACUUGACACGUAAUCAAGUCGCCGCUCGCCAAGCCGUUUCGCGAGAACUCCCCCAAUUCAGCGGAACUCCGGAAGAAUGGCCGUUGUUUUACUCAACGUUUACAACAACGACCACCAUGUGUGGCUAUACGCAAGAGGAGAAUCUGAUACGCCUGCAGAAGUGUCUAAAAGGGAAGGCGUACGAAGCGGUUAAGUGUAGAUUGAUGCAUCCUGCCAACGUUAUGGGAAUUAUAUCUACUCUGAAGAUGCUGUACGGAAAUCCAGAGAUUAUCGUGCAGAAUAUGGUGACCAAGAUCCAUGCUACUCCAGCUCCGAAAGCGGAUAGGUUGGAUACACUCAUCGAGUUUUCGCUGGCUGUGCAGAACCUGUGUGCUACGAUCGACGCAUGCCAAUUGGAGGAGUAUUCGUACAACGUUGCCCUGUUGCAUGAACUUGUGGAUAAGCUUCCUCCAGGGUUCAAAGUGGAAUGGGCUAAACAUCGUCGAACUAUACCACGGGUGAAUCUCGAGGCAUUUUCGAAGUGGCUGUACGAGUUAGCGGAAGUAGUGUGCCCGAUCGCAAAUUUACAAAUCAGCGAGUCAAAACCAUUGCGUGGUAACAAGAAACCUCCUGCCUUCCUCAACGCGCACAGUGGAGAGACGUCAUACAAGCUGGAAGACAAACUGCAUCAUCAAGUGAAGAGUGGCCCAGCCGGCUCCGACUCCAAGACGUGUGUGGUAUGCAAGGGCAGCUGUCCAAAUCUGGAUAAGUGUCACCGUUUCAGUGAAUUGGGGUACAACGCCAGGUGGGCUGCGGUGAAGGAGUUCGGGUUAUGCCGGAAGUGCCUCCGGAAACACAACGGUACGUGUAAAUCCAAGCAAGUUUGCGGGAAGAAUGGGUGUACAUUUAAACACCAUCAACUUCUCCACAACAACCAACGUGAUGGAGCUGCCACCAACGUUUCCAGAGCUUCGGGCGAGAACUCCGCUACAAUUGCGCAAAACACUUCCGUUCGUGAAUGCAAUGCUCAUCACAAAUCCACAAACAAAGGACUUUUCCGAGUAGCGCCGGUUAUCAUCCAUGGACCGGGUAAGUCCAUCAAGACCUUUGCGUUCCUGGACGAUGGGUCGUCACUCACACUUGUGGAUUCAUCGAUAGUGCAGGAGUUGAAGCUACAAGGAAAAUCGGAACCGUUAUGCCUCAAGUGGACUGGCAACAAGAGGCGAAUGGAGAGUGAUUCAGUAAAGUUGGACCUUGAGAUUUCCGGAACAGGAGAGAUACAGAAGAAAUAUCGCCUCGCAGGAGCUCAUACUGUUGCUAGCCUGGAUCUGUUCCAUCAAUCCGUAGAUAUGCGAAAGCUGAGUGAACAAUAUUCUCAUCUGAAGGGUAUUCCGAUCGAGUCUUAUAAAAAUAUUCAACCACGAAUCUUGAUCGGAAUCGAUAACGCCAACCUCACAUUUCCACUCAAGGGAAGGGAAGGAAAGAUGUACGAACCAAUCGCAACGAAAACGCGUCUUGGAUGGAUCGUCCACGGAGGUGCGGAUACCGGAGAAGCUCUAGUGGGGCACCACAGCCACAGCGUCCAGACUUGCCCAUGCAGCGAGCGGUCCGAUGAAAUGUUGCGGCAAGCUGUACGUGACUACUUCUCUCUGGAUGGGCUUGGGAUCUACAAGUCGGAAAAGCUUCUCAUCUCUAACGCAGAACAGCGCGCGCAGCGAAUACUGGAGUCAGCCACCCAGAAGGAAAGCGGUCGAUACGAAGUUAGCCUUCUAUGGAAGUUCGACGACAUCAAGUUACCCAACAGCAAACCGGCAGCUUUACGGCGUUUCCAUUGCUUGGAGGCUAGAAUGAAGAAGCAGCCGGAUCUAGCGGAAGUAUUGCGAGAGAAGAUCGAAGAUUACCGACUGAAAGGGUACAUCAGGAAACUUUCUGACGAGGAGUUGCAAACUUCACAAGAGCGGGUGUGGUAUCUGCCGUUGUUCCCGGUGUUCAACCCAAACAAACCCGGAAAGGUGAGAAUCGUGUGGGAUGCAGCAGCUAAAACCAACGGUGUUUCGCUGAACUCAAUGCUCCUGACAGGGCCGGACCUUCUCACACCGCUCGACUACGUUCUCUACCGGUUCCGAGAAUUCCUAGUGGGGCUCAGUGGUGACAUCAGGGAGAUGUACUUGCAGGUGUUCAUGUGCAAGAAGGAUCAGCAUUGUCUCAGAGUGCUCUGGUGCGACGACUCGUCUGGUGACCCAAGCAUCUACGUGACACAAGUUAUGCCGUUCGGUACCUGUUGUUCGCCAAGCUGCGCACAAUACGUGAAAAACCUCAACGCCCGCAAGUUUGAACGAGAAUAUCCUGCAGCCGCUCAAGCGAUCACCAAGCAACACUAUGUGGACGACAUGCUGGUGAGCGUCGAAUCAGAACAGGAGGCCAUUCAGCUCGCCAGGGAUGUAAAAUUCGUGCACGCUCAAGCUGGGUUCGAUAUGCGAAACUGGAUUUCCAACUCACCUGCAGUCGUGGAGGCAAUGAAGGAAGAGAAGACCAACGAGAAGAGCUUAAAUCUCACGAUGGAACUGGGAACAGAGAAGGUUUUGGGUAUGUGGUGGUGUACGUCUACCGACACGUUCACCUACAAGCUUUCACCAAAGCAUGACCGGCAGCUGCUCGAAGGUAAACGCAAACCGACGAAGCGGGAGGUUCUACGGACGUUAAUGGCUGUCUUUGAUCCGCUAGGACUGAUAUCGAACGUGCUCAUCUACCUGAAGGUUCUCUUCCAAGAAGUUUGGCGAGCUGGCAUCGGAUGGGAUGACGUGAUUCCGGAAAGUCUCAACGAAAAAUGGGAGAAAUGGUUGGAGAUUCUACCGAAGGUGCAGGACAUCAGCAUACCUCGCUGUUACCGUUCCUUGACGGAACUGAGUCCACACACGAACAUCCAAUUGCACACGUUUGUCGACGCAAGCCUGUCAGGCUACGCAGCGGUCGUUUAUCUACGUUUUGAGCAGGGCAGCACUGUGGAAUGUGCUAUCGUAGGUGCGAAGACUCGGGUGGCUCCCCUCAAGUUUGUGUCCAUACCGAGGUUGGAGUUACAGGCCGCGGUCAUCGGAGUCAGGUUGGCUGAUAGGAUUACGAAGUCCUUGUCGUUCAAGGUUCAUCAGCGGUUUUUCUGGAGCGACUCGCGUGACGUCCUGUGCUGGAUCCGGUCAGAUCAUCGGCGGUAUUCGCAAUUCGUUGCAUUCCGCAUCAGUGAAAUUCUGGAAACAACGAACAUAGCAGACUGGGGUUACAAGCGGUCGAAGGAAAAUGUUGCUGACGAUGCUACCAAGUGGCAGGGUAUGCCAAACCUCACCGAAGAUAGCCGGUGGUUCAAAGGACCCAGUUACUUGUGGGAACGUCAAGACCGCUGGCCAUCUAAUCCGUACCGUGAAGCUGGCACCGAUGAAGAACUCCGUGCAAAUCUCUUCUACCAUCAAGUGCAACCUCAACCAAUCAUCAACGUUCGCGAAUAUUCUUGUUGGGGGCGCCUGUUACGAGUCACAGCUACAAUAUUUAGAGCCGCACGCAACAUGCGCAGCAACGCGAACAACACAGAACGCAUCACUGGUCCGCUAUCAGCUGAGGAACUGAAGCAUGCAACUAACUAUCUGCUUCGACUUGCUCAGGCAGAAGCCUUUCCAGACGAGAUAAGUGUCCUUAGCGCGGGUGCUGCCAGCAAGGCGUUGCAAACGUCGAGUACGAUUUACGUACUGAACCCUUUCAUGGAUGAGCAGAAGGUACUUCGGAUGCAUGGCAGGAUCAACGCAUGCGAGAACGCUUCCAUGGACGCUAGGAAUCCAAUAAUUCUCCCGAAAGAUCAUCAUGUCACAUGGCUCAUAGUAAAGGAUCAUCAUGAGCGGUACCAUCAUCAAAACCACACUACCGUCGUGAACGAGUUGCGGCAAACAUUCCGGAUCCCGAAGAUCAGGCGGCUAUUUCAACGAGUAAGAGCAAGCUGUCAGGAAUGCAAAAACCUAAGGGCAGUCCCACGUCCACCUCCUAUGGGCGACCUUCCUGAAGCAAGACUGGCGGCAUUCACGCGGCCGUUUUCGUUCAUUGGCAUUGAUUAUUUCGGUCCUUUGUUGGUGGCAGUAGGGCGUAGAACUGAAAAGCGGUGGGGUGUGCUUAUAACAUGCAUGACUAUACGGGCGGUACAUAUUGAAAUUGCACAUUCGCUUAGUGCGAAUUCGUGCGUAAUGGCAUUGAGAAACUUUAUGGCACGGCGAGGCGUACCGAGAAAGAUCUAUAGUGAUCGAGGCACAAACUUUACGGCAGCAAGCAAGGAACUUGUGGUGGCGAAUGAGGAUCUUGAGGCAGCGCUCACGGAGAUGGACCAGGAGAUGUUAAUCAAGGAGAUAGUCAGUCCCGAGACGGAAUGGUCAUUUCUUCCUCCAGCGUCUCCCCAUAUGGGAGGAGCCUGGGAAAGGCUAAUACAGUCGGUGAAGAAGAAUCUCUCAGCGAUGAAACCAGGGCGAAAUCCAACCGACGAAAGUCUCCGCAAUAUGCUGAUCGAAGUGGAAAAUAUCAUUAAUUCCCGUCCGCUUACGUACGUUCCGGUGGAGGAUCCAAGUGCUCCUGUAUUGACACCCAACCAUUUCCUGCUGGGUUCCUCCAGUGGUCUCAAACCAUCCACGGUGUUCGACGAUAGUGCAGUGGUUCUACGACGGUCAUGGUGUGCAUCACAGGUAGAGGCGAAUAUUUUUUGGAGACGAUGGGUACGAGACUACCUGCCGGACCUAACCAAGCGAACAAAGUGGUUCAACGAGGUCAAGCCGAUUGAAGUGAACGAUAUUGUGGUAGUAGUCGAUUCUGGAUUACCACGGAACUGUUGGCCUAAGGGAAGGGUCAUCUCAGUCAACAAGGGUAAAGACGCACAGGUGAGGUCAGCGGCGGUUCAGACCCAGACGGGCAUCUACGAGCGUCCGGCGACAAAGCUGGCCGUCCUUCAGGUUCGUCGCGAUGAGGAGGUAAACCAAGGUCUUGGCGUACCCUGGGGGGAGUGUGGCGACCCCUCGGUCGGCGCGCCUCACCACCUGGGUUAG